Messenger RNA from Grammomys surdaster, 4924 nucleotides. It is a transcript of the gene Foxn2, whose product is annotated as forkhead box N2. Gene Ontology annotation, biological process: regulation of DNA-templated transcription. The record is from RefSeq and is a predicted model, not a curated record. Gene Ontology annotation, molecular function: cis-regulatory region sequence-specific DNA binding; DNA-binding transcription factor activity. Gene Ontology annotation, cellular component: nucleus. Lineage: Eukaryota; Metazoa; Chordata; Mammalia; Rodentia; Muridae. The transcript has 6 exons. Bases 102 to 1391 code for a protein of 429 amino acids.
GAGCCACGGGAGCAGCUGCGGUGCUCUGCCAUAUUGUGUCUGGCCCGGCCCGGCCCUCGCCUCCCCUUCGCGGCGGCCGAGCUGACGAAAUAUAUGAGUCAAUGGGUCCAGUAAUUGGAAUGACUCCGGAUAAGAGAGCUGAGACUCCGGGAGCUGAGAAGGUUGCAGGACUGAGUCAGAUUUACAAAAUGGGAAGUUUGCCUGAAGCUGGGGAUGCUGCUAGGCCAAAGGCCACUCUAGUGGGCAGUGACUCAGCAGAUGACGAACUAACAAACUUGAACUGGCUUCAUGAGAGUAGUAAUCUUCUAACAAACCUCAGGCUUGGAAGUGAAGGCCUUCCAAUGGUUAGUCCGUUGUAUGACAUAGAGGGAGAUGAUAUGCCAUCCUUCGGACCAUCAUACUACCAGAACCCAGAAAAAAAAUCAGCAACUUCAAAGCCCCCAUACUCCUUUAGUCUUCUCAUUUAUAUGGCUAUUGAACACUCACCAAAUAAAUGUUUGCCUGUCAAAGAAAUUUACAGCUGGAUUCUGGAUCGCUUCCCAUACUUUGCCACUGCACCUACAGGCUGGAAGAAUUCUGUUCGGCAUAAUCUAUCCUUGAAUAAAUGUUUUCAGAAAGUGGAAAGAAGUCAUGGCAAGGUUAAUGGAAAAGGAUCCUUAUGGUGUGUUGAUCCAGAAUAUAAGCCCAAUCUUAUGCAGGCCUUGAAAAAGCAACCUUUUUCUUCUCCACAAAGUGCUUCUUCAUCGCCUCACUACUUCAGCUCUGUUCUCAAGCAGAGUCAAGCGCAAACUCUUAAAGAAUCUGAUAUUGAUGCUGCCACUGCAAUGAUACUUUUAAAUACUUCAAUAGAACAAGAGAUUUUAGAAUGUGAGAAGCCUCUGCCUCAUAAAACAUCACUGCAGAAGAAGAGGAGCUACGGCAGCGCCUUCAGUGCCCCCAGUGCUGUGCAGCUUCCGGAGAGCCAUUCUGCAGCCUCCAGCAUUGACCCAAAAGCAGACCAUAAUUACAGUGCCAGCAGUGUGGCAGCCCAGCGUUGCGCAUCCAGGGCUAGCAUGUCUUCCCUCUCUUCUGUAGAUGAGGUGUAUGAAUUCAUCCCGAAGAGUAGCCAUGGAGGAAGUGAUGGCAGCGAAGGCUUCCACAGUGAAGAGGAGACAGACGCUGAGGAUGAGGAGGACCCUCUUGGAGACAGUGGCUAUGCACCACAAGCUCAUGAAGACAGCACUCGGAAAGGACAACCAGGCAAAAAGAUUCCCAAACAGUCAUGUCAGGAGAUUGAUGAGGAGCUCAAAGAAGCAGCUGGGUCACUGCUCCACCUUGCUGGAAUCCGCACCUGCCUUGGUUCACUAAUAAGUACUGCAAAGGCACAGAGUCAAAAACACCGGAAAAAGUAGAAAUACUUCUUUCUGAAGUUCUUCUAAAGUGUGGCAAUACUCUUCUACUUAACUUUUUACAAGGGAUAUCAGAGCCAUAUCGGACCUCUUUAGCUUGAGGGUGGGGGAGGGGUGCCACUUGUUUCUUUCUAAAUAUUUUUUUGGUUGCUUUUCUUUUUUUUGUUUAAACAGUUGCUCUUAGGAUCAUGCCUAAUUGUAAAUCUGACAUAAAGGACCCCACAACAUAAUUUCUGUGAAUAAGUGUCUCCCAGAUUGAGAAAUUUUUGUAUAGGAAAAUUGGUGGCCUCCAUCUUAAACUUGUUGGAAAAAAAAAUCUCUUUGUUAAUCAGUAAAAAAUUGGUAACUUGUAUUUUCAUUUUUCUUCUCAUUCUGCUAUUAACUAGUAACUGGCAUCUAUCUCCUGUGCUUCUCUCCUGACGUAGUACAGAAGGGUGAACUGGGGAUGCUUUGUCCUCCCUUGUUUUCAGUUACUCUUUGUCACAGUAUGAACAUGGCCAUAUAUGAAUUGGAAAGAUCCAAGAUGCCUAGAAGCUAUCUGGUUUGUAGAGAAUGUAACCGUUCUAAGGAUUAGGAAAGGCCAUUUGGGGAUGUGGCUCAUCUCAAGACUCUUAAUUCCUCCUGCAAUAGUAUCUUUGAAAUGUUUUACCUCACAGUUAAUGUGUAGCAUCACUGGGGCCUUUACCCUUUCCCAGAGUACUCUGCAAGUGUUAAAGUUUUAGCUGCUAGCUGUUUUUGUUAAGUAAAAAUUGUCUGAUGAGAGGAUACAGCCAGAGUGUGUCAUGAAAUAACAUUCAUCUUGACACACUCGGACAGAAAGAAUCUCCCAUCUGCUUUCUGAACGUAGUGUAAUGAAGAUAUUAUGACAUCAUAAGUAAAGGAAGAGGUCAUUGAAGGCAAAACUUUCCAAGCUUUGUAUAAUUAAAAUUAAAUGUGUAAUGAAUUAGACUUAAAACAUUAUUAAGUGUUCCUAUUAAGGAAAAUAUAGAGAAAUAUCUUCAGGGAUUUCAAAAUGCAUAUAAAAAUUGGAUCUUACAUAAAACUUUUUGAGAAGGCAAUGCAAUACCUGUAUGUGCCAUUAAUCCACGCUAAAAUAUUUUAUAUUACUAUUUCAAAAGUGUAUUGGCUAAGAUACUUUAAGUAUUUGAAACUGCUUAUAUGAGACAGUUUUCAUAUCACUUAUAGUUUGACUAUAGAAUUUAGAACAGGGAUACUAAUACUAUAACUCAUAUAUAUAUAUUUUUUUUACAGUGAUGGGAUAAACUUCGGGAAAGUUUAGUCUUAUUUCAUGAUACAUCCUGUAUUCUAGACAGCGACCUUUGAAUUUUCUCAUUUAUAUGCGUAUAUAUACACUUGCUGUGUGCAAACAUACACAGGCUCAGGUUCGUUUCCUGCUUUCAAAUGUUUUUAUGACUAUAAAGAAUUUUCUUGGAGUUUUUUAAAGAGACAGAUGUUUUUAUUUUUACUUCUAAAUUUUUUCUGGGCAGUACUGUCAAAUGAGAAGAAAAACAAAAGCAUACUUGACAACAUUUAAGCUAUAAUACUAUUGAUACACUCCUGUUUCCCUGUUAGUUGUAAUUGAAUCUGGAUAGCCAAAUUAAUGAGAUUGGUGCUACAAAAAAAUAUAGACAUUUUUCUUUUAUUAAUAAUGCAGGAUGAGGAAUUUGGAACUUUUUAAAUUCAUAAAUGUUAUCUCUCCAGAAAACAGUUAAAUGAAGUUAUUUUUUACACAGACAGUGAAUAAAACACCAAACAGAAGUGUGGUCUUGAAGAGAUGGUAGAGUUGAUAGCACAGAAUUAUGAAGCCAAUCACCACACCCUUCGGGGUGGCCCUUUACAGGGUCACCGCAUGCUGUUCUGAAAGACAUGCUAUUCUCAAAGGCUCCAUCACCUGUAUUUCUCUUAAGUCUCUGUGCAAUGGGCAAGCUGUUCUGCAAAUGGAGGGAAGUGAUCUGGAGUAUGAGGAAAGAGUUCUCAGCUCCAAGAGAAGGACCUCAUCAGAAGUUAUCGUUAGGCAGUAACUUAAAUUCCUUUCUCUCCUUCAGUGGCCUCUUAUUUAAAGCAGCAGCCAUUAGCAAGGAAGAUCCGUGCCUGUGCUGCUUUUAAGACUGACUAGCAGCGCUCCCUAACAACUUGCACUUAGUUCUCUUACAGGAUUCAGUGUCUCACUUUUUAUUUGCUGCUGUGUCCAGGCAUCCAUCUCAAGGGGAGAACCUUCCUAAUUUGAUUCCUUAUGUUCUUGGAAAUUAUGCUUCUGUUUGGUGUGCUCCAAUUGAAGCAUAGCUUGGAAUCAUCCAGUUGAAGAAGUCAUCCUGAAUUUUAUGAGCUAGAAAUUCCCAGUAAAUAACAAGCUUUGUGUAAUAAACACAGCUUAGAAAUCCAGGGACACCAUACAUGCUUCAAUAAUUUAAAACUGGUUUUAGCUAAGGUAUACUUUGUCUUACAUCAAAAUAAGAACUUUGUUGGAAACAAUUCCAUUUUUAAUGGAUUCCUAAUAAAAGUUGUGUCUUAGCACUAUUAACUUUAUUUUCCACAUUGCCAAGAGAAUCAGUGUUUCUUGAGUAUGUCUUUGAAAUUUGUUUGUGCAAUAUAUUACUAAAAUAGUUGAUUUUUUGCUUUCAAAUUUAGAGUGAAACAUUGCCUAGAUCAGUAGAAACGCCUUUUCUGUUCUCAUAGCCAGCUCGACUUCUCUUAACUCAGAUUCCUUUAUAUAUUGUAAAGUUCAGCAUAUGUUCUCACUGCUUUCUGAGGCAUUAUGUAAAGGGUUCAUACUAGAUGGUCAGUUAAGUACGAGUUAGCAUAGUUCAAAGCUAGAGCAAGUGUUGAGGGAGUGCUUGUGUGUAGUAGACUGGAGGCCUUUUCAGCAGUUUAGGCUGUUGUCUCAGAUGGCAGCACCUUAAUGCCCUUUGAAUCUGUAUAAAGCAACUUUUGAGGCUUUCUGGUUUACAUAUAUGUCGUGGGUUUUUUUUAGUUAUUAUUUUGAAAUGUUUAAGUUUUAAUUAAAGUUUACUCCAGUGUGUUAAUGAUGUAAUCAAAUAUUUAUUGAAAGGCAAAAUAGAAUAUUUUAAUGUUAUCCCUGCCAUUUUUUCAAGAAUAUUCUUUGCAUCUAACUGCCAGUGCCAUUGUCAAACUUGUUUUCAAAAUUGUUGUACUUGUUUUUAUUAAACAGAGUGCUUAAUUUUAAAGUAUUAUGUUGCCAUCGUAUAGUGUAUAGAAUGUAUAAUUGCCAAUUCAUUGUAACUUAUUUAUUUUUAAACUAAAGUAUAAGAAUACCUUUUGAUUAGAGAAAUUUGUUAUUAAAAUUGUUUUCUCUUUACUGAUGUAGCAUAAAAACUUGUGAGUUUAACUGCCAAUAGAUGACCAGCCACAAGUGAACCACUUCUCAGUUGCCAGCCUUGCUUAAUAGCAGAAACAACUUACAAACGUUUAGUUUUUGUAUCUAAUCUCUGACUAUUAAAAUGUUUAUAAAGUUUAUUUUUACCAAAGAGAUACAAUUCAUUAUGAUAAAGUUGCGAAAUAAACGUCAUUUUAUAACA